This is a messenger RNA of Rhizophagus irregularis DAOM 181602=DAOM 197198, 1602 nucleotides long. RefSeq lists its product as uncharacterized. Lineage: Eukaryota; Fungi; Glomeromycota; Glomeromycetes; Glomerales; Glomeraceae. The record is from RefSeq and is a predicted model, not a curated record.
AUGAAUGAAAAUGAUAUACAAAACAUUCCACAUGAUAAUAAUCAAUCACUUGAUGAAGAGAAAAAGCUUCAAGAUGAAAUUCAUAAUAAUAUUAACUUAUUAUAUAAUAAAUUACAAAAAAAAUAUACGGAUUUAACAAACAAAAACUUGGAUCAACAUCAAACAAUUGUUAAAUUGAAAAAUGAAAACGAGGAAAUUAAAGAUAUUAAUCAAAAAAAUCAAAGUAAAAUCGAGUCGCAAGAACAAAUAAUUAAUCAAUUAAGACAAUCUUUAGUAUUGAAAGAAGAUCAAAUACAUAAGUUAGAAAAAGAUAAAGGUGAAUUAAGUACUAAAAAUGAUAAUUUACUUCAAAAAAAUACCAAUUUGGAGAAUCAAUUAAAAAAUGUUGUUCAACAAAAGGUUUUAUUAGAUAAUGAUAUCAGUGACCUUAAUGAUAUUAAUCAAAAACAACAGCAAAGAAUUGAUCGUUCACAACAAUCUUUAGAAUUGGUAAAAGCUCAAUUAGAAGAUCUUACUAAACAAAAUGCUAUAUUAGAAGACGAAGCGUCAAGUUAUCAAACUGCUCUCGGUGUAGCUACAAAUUUUCAACUAGGAGAUGAUGAUCAAAAUUAUGCUGUGAAUUUAAAUGGAGAUAUUUUAGAAUUAAACGACAAUAUAAAGAAAUAUGUAACAAAUUUAAAGCAAGAUAUUGCUGUUAAUAUGGAAGAAGUUAAAAAACUUUUAUUACAUUAUAACUGUCCAACUAGAAUCCAGAGUCAAAAAGUAGAUCGACUACUUAUUCAAGCAGUUUUACAUCGGCACGUCAUGGAAAAAAUUUUCGAAUAUGCAAGUCAAUAUUUUCAAAGCACAGGAAAACAUUAUCAUCUUGAAUCGGACAUUACUAAAAAUGAAUCCACAUUAUCCUUAUUAUUAAUUGAUGCCUCCAAAUGUCGUUCUGGAAAUGAUGAAGUAACGCGCGUUGGACCAUCGAAAUUACGUCAACAAAUCUAUUCGGUCCUUAGCAAUCGCGGAUUUGCCGAUAUUAUUGGAGUAGGCAAUACUCUUCAUGAACACCCUUUCAUUGCUUACCAUAAAGAAAAAUUAAACAAAAUUAUGAAUGAACUACGUGUGAUCAAUAUUAAUCAAAAGAAAAUCACUUCUGAAAAUUUGGCAGCGACUAUCAUUCGUAAAGUUGUAAAGAUAUUUUGGUUUAGAUUGAAAGUUCAGGAACCUGUUGUACAAUAUCGUUGGAUUCAGAAUAAUACAUUAGUGGAUAAAACAUUAAUGGAAGUAGCUAAUUUGUAUGAUAAAGAUGAAGUUGUAAAUUCAUAUGUUGAUUUAUGUUUCUUCCCUUUAAUUGGAAGAGAUAUUGAUUCAGAUAAUGAAAUCAGCGACCUUAAUGAAAUUAAUCAAAAACAACGGCAAAGAAUUGAUUGUUCACAACGAUCUUUAGAUUUAGUAAAAGAUCAAAUACAAAAUUUAGAAAAAGAAAAAGAAGAAUUAGAAGCUAAAAAUAAUAACUUAGUUCAAAGAAAUACCAAUUUAGAAAUCAAUUUGAUCUUGCUAAGCAAAAUGCUUUAUUUGAAGAUGAAGUAUCGAAUUAUCAAUCUGCUCUCGGUGUGA